AAGCAAUAUAUAAACACAUUUGCAUUUCGAAUGUCUUCAUUUUGUACAACCGUAUUCAAGCGUGCUGUAAAGGCGUGAUUAUUGAUCGACCGAAUUUACGUUCACGAGAGCUAAUGGCAUUCACAGUAACGAGCCCAAAUGUCGUGUAUACCGAUGAAUAUAUCGAAAGUUUGUUUCACUACGAGUCUUCUGAGGUGAAACAGCAUGGCGGGAAAAUAGAAGUGAUUCCUAAAAGGACGGUUUAUACUUUUAAAACCGAACGAAAAGUGCCGAAACUCGGCUGCAUGCUCGUUGGCUGGGGUGGCAACAACGGCACAACACUUACGGCGUCUGUACUUGCAAAUAAACUCGGCAUUUCAUGGAAUACAAAGUCGGGUAUAAAGAAUCCGAAUUACACCGGCUCUGUGACACAAGCUUCGACGGUAAGCUUGGGAACAGGGCCAGAUGGAGAGGUUUUUGUCCCUCUCAAAGCAUUGCUACCGAUGGUCGAGCCAAACGAUAUAAUAUUCGACGGUUGGGAUAUCAACUCGAUGAAUAUAGCGGAUGCCAUGCAACGAGCCGAAGUUUUGGACUUCGACUUACAGCGUCAACUUCGCCCCCAUCUCGAGAAACUGACACCCCGACCUUCGAUCUAUUGCCCAGAUUUUAUAGCUGCAAAUCAAGCCGAUCGAGCCGACAAUGUCCUCAAAGGCACUAAAGCUCAAAUGGUCGAACAAAUUCGGGCGGAUAUUCGUGAUUUCAAAGCGAAAAAUGACCUCGACAAGGUGAUUGUACUUUGGACGGCGAACACCGAACGAUUUUGUGAAAUUCGAGCUGGCCUGAACGACACCAGCGAGAACCUGCUUGCUUCGAUCGCCCGCAACGAGGACGAAGUGUCUCCAUCGACCCUGUUCGCCGUUGCAAGCAUCAAGGAGGGCUGUUCUUACAUCAAUGGUUCUCCACAAAAUACCUUCGUACCAGGCGUGGUUGCACUUGCCGAAAAAUGCCAAACAUUCCUCGGGGGAGACGAUUUCAAGUCUGGUCAGACCAAAAUCAAGUCGGUUCUAGUUGAUUUCCUGGUUAGCGCUGGCAUCAAACCCGUGUCGAUCGUGAGCUAUAACCACUUGGGAAAUAACGACGGCAAGAACCUGUCUUCGGCCAAGCAGUUUCGCUCGAAGGAGAUUUCCAAGAGCAAUGUGGUCGAUGAUAUGGUGGAUUCCAACCCUAUUCUGUACGAGAAAGGUGAGAAACCUGACCAUUGUGUUGUUAUCAAGUACGUACCCUAUGUGAAAGAUAGCAAGCGUGCCAUGGAUGAAUAUACCUCUGAAAUAUUCAUGAAUGGCACAAAUACCCUUGUAAUCCAUAAUACAUGCGAAGACUCCUUGUUAGCCGCACCAAUCAUCCUGGAUUUGGUUAUUCUCUGCGAGGUGUGUGAGAGGAUAAAGUUCCAAGCUGGUGGUGACACCAAAUUCCAGAGUUUCAACACCAUACUUUCCAUUCUGAGCUACCUACUUAAAGCACCUUUGGUACCCAGUGGUACACCAGUGGUAAAUGCUUUGUUCCGCCAGCGUGCUUGCAUUGAAAACAUUUUCCGUGCUUGUGUUGGGCUUGCCCCCCAGAAUAAUAUGUUACUGGAGCAUAAGCAUUCCUGUGGUACCAAGCAAACUAAGCAAGAACAUGAAAUAAACGGUUGGAUAGAAAAUGAAGUUAAGUCUGACUUGAUAAAUGGACUCAAUUCUGAUCUUAUAAACUCUGAUGUACGUCACAUACCCCAACUGAAGUCUAUUGUAUAAUUGUAGUUAUACUAUUCCCUAUCAAAACUUACAUAUUGUAUUUAAUUAAGAGAUGUUAUGGUUGUAAUGCUAUUUGAUUUUUAGCUAUUUAUUGCUGUUAAAGAGUAGCAUUGUCUAUUUGUUUGGUAAACUUUGAACAAUGCAAAGGACAUUAGAUGGCAUUGAUUUACAGGUACACUUGCACGCUAACAACAAAUAUGAAGUUUAUUUUAGGUCUUUAUUCAUAAUUCUUGCAAAACCGUUGUACUGUUUGUUAAUAUAAAAGUUUGAUCAUUUA
Dendronephthya gigantea is the source of this 2049-nucleotide messenger RNA. Its product is annotated as inositol-3-phosphate synthase-like. Gene Ontology annotation, molecular function: inositol-3-phosphate synthase activity. Lineage: Eukaryota; Metazoa; Cnidaria; Anthozoa; Malacalcyonacea; Nephtheidae. Bases 114 to 1772 code for a protein of 552 amino acids. Gene Ontology annotation, biological process: inositol biosynthetic process; phospholipid biosynthetic process. The transcript has a single exon. The record is from RefSeq and is a predicted model, not a curated record. Gene Ontology annotation, cellular component: cytoplasm.